Messenger RNA from Gadus morhua (Atlantic cod), 5213 nucleotides. Its product is annotated as rho GTPase-activating protein 20. Lineage: Eukaryota; Metazoa; Chordata; Actinopteri; Gadiformes; Gadidae. The record is from RefSeq and is a predicted model, not a curated record. The transcript is spliced from 16 exons. Gene Ontology annotation, biological process: regulation of Rho protein signal transduction; signal transduction. Bases 240 to 3230 code for a protein of 996 amino acids. Gene Ontology annotation, molecular function: GTPase activator activity.
CUGGCGCGCUCAGUAGGACGCGUAUUAAGGAGGAGCGCUCUCGGUGACCGGUGUUACAGCUUUUAAAAGCACUUCUAAAAAAAAAUAAUCCAUCUGGGUUAUAUCAUUCUUAAUACAAUGGUUUUGUUGCGCACUUUUUUUUUAUCACUGAUGGAAUUGGACGCCCCGGUUCCGAAUCCCUCGCGUUGCACGCCAGAGACCCGUUAGGACACCGACCGUUCUCUUCGUUGGGAGUCUGAAUGGAAAACAUGUCACCGGCACAACGGCACGAGUGCCUGGACCGCGCCUCGCCCUCCGCGGAACCCGUAGGGCACAGCCGACAGCCCGAGAACAAACGGCGGGUCAGGUCAGAGAGUCAGCGGCGUCAGUCGGCCCCGUCCCUGGUCCUGUCCAAGGCCCUGAUGCGCUCCAGAACCAUCUCCAGGGAGAGCUACCAGGUGCCGGUAUGCCCGGAGACGUGUCUGCUGAUCCAGUCGUACCUGGCGUGUCCCGACCGCUCCUUCCUGCUUCACGGCCACGCCCAGCUGAAGACCGGCCUGCAGACCCAGGAGAGACACCUCUUCCUGUUCAGCGACACUCUCCUCGUCACCAAGGCCAAGGCGAUGAACCACUUCAAGCAGAAGGCCCAGGUGCGGUUGAGUGAGAUGUGGACGGGGGGUGCGAUGGAGGAGGUGUGUGAGGGCAGCACGGCCCCCGACCAGGGCUUCGUCAUGGGCUGGCCCACCUGCAACUGUGUGGCCACAUUCGGCUCCUCAGAACAAAAAGAAAAAUGGCUGUCACUCCUCAAAAGUCGAAUAAAGGAGGAGAAGGAGAGGGAGGAGCCAAAGACCAUGGCGCUCAGCGUCCACGCCAAAGGAAUCAACACCUUCGCACACACCAAAACCCUCCCGGUCAGCAAUUCAGAUUCCACCAAUGAGGUGGUCCGCCUGGCCCUUCAGCAGUUUGGGAUCGCCGGUAACGUGAAGGACUACCAGCUGUGGGCCAUCUCCAAGAGAGAAAACACGCCUUAUCCUCUAAUUGGUCACGAGUUCCCCUUCAGCAUCCAUGCGCACCACAUGCGCGACCCUCCGUCCAGGGAGGUGCUGACGUCCUGCGACAGGCAGGGGGCGCUGCUGCUGCCGGAGCUGCAGCCGCCGUCCGGGGGGAAGCAGUGUCAGUUUGUCCUGAAGCUGCGGCCCCUGGCUACCGCCCCGGGUCAGGUUGCCCUCGAGCCUUCCCAGAAGCACUUCAAGAGGCGGCGGUCCCUCAUCAACUGGGCCUUCUGGCGAGGCCCCGGCCACCAGCUCAAUGACCCCGCCUCCAACGCCGGGCCCCGGGGCGACCUUUUCGGCCAGCCGCUGAGCUCCCUGUGCCUGGAGGACGCGCUGCCGAAGCCGAUCACGGACAUGCUGUUCUUCCUGUACCACGAGGGCUCUUGGACGCGGGGGAUCUUCCGGCGGUCGGCGGGGGCCCGGGCGGUCCGGGAGUUGCGGGACUCCCUGGACGCCGGGCUGUGCGAGCUCCCCCUGACCCGGGACCACGUCUUCAUCAUCGCCGGCGUGUUCAAGGACUUUUUGCGCAACAUCCCCGGCAGCCUGCUGUGCUCGGAGCUCUACGAGGAUUGGGCGGAGGUGGUGGAGGAGGAGGAGGAGGAAGAGAAGGAGGAAGAGGAGCAGGUCAAAGCCAUACAGAGUCUGAUUGGCCGGCUGCCCGCGGCUAACGCCGUGCUACUGCGCUACGUGGCGGCGCUGCUGCACGGUAUCCAGGGCAACGCGGACCACAACCAGAUGACCAGCUUCAACCUGUCGGUGUGCAUCGCUCCCAGCAUGCUCUGGGCCCCGGGCCCCUCCAGCCCCGAGCAGGAGGGCCGAGGGGCCAAGACGGUGUGUGACCUGGUCCGGUUCAUGAUAGACCACUGCAAGCAGAUCAUGGAGACGGACCCAAGCUCUGUGUUCGGAGGACCUCCGCAACGACGCGAUGAGGAAACUCCAUCAGAAGAGUCGUGGUCGUGCCACAUGACCGACUCCUCCUACGACAGUCUGGAGAACGAGCUGGACGACGACGGCGUCAGCAGCGAGGGCUCGCCGGCCCUCUCCCGCCACCGCCACCGCCCCGUCCACCGCCGCCACCACCGCCCGCCGCGCGGCAGCCUGGACUCCGUCCUGACGCUGAGCGACCUGGACCCCGACGGCGACGCCAGGACCCCCGCCCUGGGGGACGAUGCCGCCGCCGCCGCCGCCGCCCUGGACCCCCCCUGGUCCCCCGGUCACGGCCGGCGCCGCCAGUCCGAGCCGGCCGUGGCGUACGCGGCGAAGCUGACGGUGUGCGACGCGCGGGAGGAAGAGGAGGAGCCUCAGGACCAGCGGGGGUCCGCUCCGGAACACGCCGCGCCGUCCACCCCCCCGAGGACCCCGCCCCGCUCCCCCCUCGAGACCCUCCGCGACUGGGCGGGGGGGCGCCCGGCCAGGGGCUCCCCCCCGCCCCCCAGAGAGCCCCUCCUCUGGGGGACGCUGAGGGGCAACAGCCGGGGGCUGCACCCCAACUCCUGGCUGAAGGAGGCGCGGCGGCUGUCUCUGACGCAGCAGGACCACCCCGAGACCCCGGGGGGCGACGAGGAGGAGCGGAGGCGCCCCGGGCCCCGGGGCCUUCAGUACGGCCCGGACAAGGACGGACCGGGAAAGUGGGCGGCCGCCAAGCCCCCCGCCCCCGCCCACCACCGCUCCACCGGCAGCCUCCACUUCCCCAGGACCGCCCCCGGCGCAGGAAGUGACGUCGCCGUGUCGUCGCCGCCACAGCACCUCGUGCACCAGCCCGGGGCCACUCUCUCCCUCUUCCGGCACCGGCGGUCCAGCCACGCCGUCGUCAAGGUGACGGAGCCCCCUCCGACUGAGGGGAAGCCCCGUAGGUCCUCCGAGCCGGGGCUCCCCCAGGACCCUACUCUUCUUUUUCAUCCUCAUCAGGGGGCCGAGACCCCCGCCGCCGCCGCCGCCGCCGCGGGACAGCGGCCGGGACCUCAGGGUGUGUUAAGGGAGGCGCUCCGCACGCCGGGGCUCAGGGUGUCCAAGGCGGACUGCGAGGGGGGGGACCAGACACGCCCCCGCCCCUCGGAGAACUGCGAGCCCCAGAGCGGCCAGCAGGGGGCGCCGGCCCCGGGGAGGGGGCAGGGCCAGUGGCGUCGGAGGAGGCACAGCAGCGUCAUGGCGGAGCGCGACUUCAACCAGCUGCGCUUCUCCGAGGAGUCGUACGUUUGACCUUCACGCCGUUUACCCCGAGCGAGGGCCGGCCACAACGUUGGAAGAAUUAAAUGACGCGGAGGAAACUGACCAUAGCAAACCUCGCCAAACUUCCUGUUCAGUACUUCCUGCAGCUCAAUGUGAUUUUAAACUUGAUGAAAUGAACGCAGAUGACGGAAACGCAGACGUUGUGUGCGAUUAGUCCGAAACCUCUAGUGGGUGAAGUGUUCUUUUUUAUUCACGCUAUUUGGAUUUCGGUUUUGUCGAGACCUCUGGUUUACGCUAACGGAAGUUUCGAUGACCUAUCCGAAGCGGCUCCGAGUGUAAAACAAGUUUGUAUGUAAAGAACUUCAUCUGUAAAGAAAGAACGACUUAUUUUGAUGCAUGCUACCAGAGGAACUGAUACAAGGAAGAGUGACAAGAGACGAAUCAGUUCGGUUCCCUUCAAAGGGAGUAAACAACGAUGGGGAAAUGUUUUAAAUGGAAAUAAGAACUGUGUUAAAGAACUUAAUAUAUUUCUCUUACGUGUUAUUUUCAAGAGAAUAUAGCACAGAAUCAACAAGACUUCAACUGCCGCAAUGGAAACCAAGAAAAAAACGGCCCUAGCAUUGGGAAAACAUGAAUUUGGUGUUGCAAUAUUAUUUUAUAUGUUGAACCAGCCAAACAAGCUUUCUCCACUAGAUGGCAGUCAGCUCACUUUGUUACACCGUGAGUUUUGUGUCUGAAAAUCCCCUCACUAGAAAACAAUGACUUGUUAUGCCGUUCUUUUUUAAUAACUAUGAAUAAGCUCUGGUCCCUGAUUCCCCAGGAGUUGGAAUGAUAUUGUUAACCGCUUACUGGUCUGUACGGGAGAACAUCAGUGUUAAUAUUUGUUCCUUUGGUGUGAAACUAAACCUUGAACCGAGGUCGUUGAGCAAAGAAAGACCUUCAGCUUUUUGGGAUGUCAGAAAAAAGGCUGCAACAUUAAAACUAAAGCAGAAUGCAAGCCAAAAAAAACGGACAAAAAAGUAUUCCACUAUCAGUACAGGGGAGUGGAAAACUAACGGACACUAAUUCUUGUCAUUCUUCAACGAAAACCUCCAGCUGUUACUUACCCACAGUUGGGCUUCCAAACUGUUUUCCUUAUUUUGCCUUAAAUAUGCAAAUGGAAUUUUUGUCUUUACCUAAGUGGAGUUUAUUUUGGCAGAUAACUUGAAACACAGCGGUACGCGUUUGUUAACACUGUUUGGUCCUCAUUAUGAUCACAAAUGGCAAAGGGGUGAAUUUAGACUUAAGAUGCACUUUAGAUACAGUAUUAGGGCUGUAGGCCUCUUCUUACAGCUUAGGAGAUCCCCAACAGGUACCUUUACUUUCCCUGUAGCGUAAAACGCUUAUUUUGUGUGAUUCCGAUUGAUCAAUUGCACUCGCUUACGCCUUUCAUCGUAAAAUGAUACCCUAUGAAUGUAUAGCGAUUAUUUUAAUCACUUCGGUUUAUAAAACAUGUAGAGCAAUAAAAUAUUUACGCGAGCAGGGAUUAAGAUGAAUUCUUUGCUAUUCAUGUACCUCAGCGAGUCUAAGCCAACAAAAGUGCAAUGUAGAGCUAGGUUUACUAGAAGAGUGGUACAAUCUGCAGACGUAUAGAUUAUGAGGACUUGUUUUGUGCUUACAUCCGCAAGUUAUUGGUAAAUUAAAUACAUAUUUCCACCGUGAUGACUAGGACUUACUGCAGGUUUUCUUUGGUUAGUUUCGAAGUAAGUUAGGCAUGUAGCAGUAGUCGGCAUGCCUUGACAAGGAUAUGAUGAACCACAAAAUAGUAUUUCUGCUCAGUAUUCAGUAAGGUCUGUAAGGAAGUACACAACUUACACAACUAAGUGAAUGUGAUCUAACCUGUGAAAAUGUGAACCGCUUUACUUGGGUUCUACAUCGCAACACACAACCCUUGCUUGCUUAUUUUUUUUACUUGCCAACAUUAAGUUACUUCAUCGUCAUUCCCAUUGUGACUAAAUAAAUAAUCAAGACAUA